Spodoptera litura is the source of this 894-nucleotide messenger RNA. RefSeq names its product selenoprotein M. Lineage: Eukaryota; Metazoa; Arthropoda; Insecta; Lepidoptera; Noctuidae. Gene Ontology annotation, molecular function: oxidoreductase activity. The record is from RefSeq and is a predicted model, not a curated record. Gene Ontology annotation, cellular component: endoplasmic reticulum lumen.
UAUUCAUGACAUGACUGAUGACAUUUCGGUGCUUCGAUUGUUAUCAAAUCAGAUUACUCGGUCUGAUUUAUAAAGAAUCAUUAAUCACGAUCUAAGUUCAGUUUUAUUCUGUUCGACUAGGCAGAUAAAUCUACUUUUAUCAAAAUGAAGUUUACGUUACUAGCUAUUUGUGCUAUUUUAGCUACAAGUUUCGCAUAUGAAAAUUCAGAUAUUGUUUCGGCAAGAAUUGAGACUUGCAGAGGAUGCUCACUGAAUCGUCUACCGGAGGUGAAAAGAUUUGUCAUGGAUGACGCUCCUAAAUAUGAGCGUGUGGAAGUUAAUUUCAUCAGUGGAGCACCCCCGGAGCUGGUGCUGCUUGGAGAAAAUGACCGCGAACUAGAACGCCUACCAUUGUCGCAACUGACUCGUCAGCAGUGCAAUGAAUUGGUCCAGGAAAGAGGCUUCACAAAGAAGAAUAAAGAUAAAGAGUUGUAGGUCCGUGUUAGGAAGUAAUUGAUAUAAAGACUUCUUUAUGUAACAUUCCUGAUUUUGCUAUUAUGUAUCUAAGAGAACAAAUUUGCAUAAGUUUUAUAACAAUCUUGGAGUAAUACAAUCAUGGAGUGAAUAUGUAAUUUUGUACAACUUGAAUCAUUAAAUCAAACUGGUUUGUUAUAAGAUAAACAGUCAGUUUAAUAUUUAGUGUUGUUUAUUCAGUUUGAUACAUUUAUAUUCUGUUAAUAUUACAGAGAUAACAACAUUCAGCAUGAUGUCAUAUUAGGGAAUUCAAUAAUUUUUUCAUGUUGUAGAUAAUAUCAUAUGGAAUGCUAUCAAUAAUUUUAUUGAAUCUUGGGUUACCAUGUAUUGUGAUUAAUUUUGAUUGUACUUUACCAGACAGAAAUACAGUUCUAUGCCAUU